Molecule: messenger RNA, 2201 nt
Organism: Amyelois transitella
Lineage: Eukaryota; Metazoa; Arthropoda; Insecta; Lepidoptera; Pyralidae
Product: lachesin
Exons: 9
Coding region: 325-1272 (315 amino acids)
Biological process (GO): synapse organization
Cellular component (GO): neuron projection membrane
Source: RefSeq, a predicted model, not a curated record
GCGACUGCACGUGUCGGCGAUGUGUGUCCCGCUUCCCCCGCCGCCGACUCGCGCGUGACGUGUGCCAGCGAUUGUGCGACCGCAGUGAGUGUAGUGUGUGCGGACCGCGACUGAGUCGCGCGACGGCGCGAUGAGCGCGACGCGCCGUGAGUAGCCUGUGCGAUUAGUCGCAAACGCAACACUUCCAUAAUCCUGUAAGUUUGGGUGUUCUUUGAAGUGACGACGGCCGAAGCCGCAGUGAGUUCUCUCGUUUGAUUGAGUGCUCGUCAGUUUGACGAUUUUGUUAUUUCACGCUGUAUGUAGCUGGAGCGGGCUGAGCGCACGAUGUGCGCGUGUCCGUGGCGGCUGCACGCCCUCACCGCCGCGCUCGUCCUGGCCGCGCAUCUCAUCAAAGUCCUGUCUUGCGGCGAGACGACGGGCCACGCGCGGCUCGCCAAGCGGUACGUGGGGCUCUACACGGGGCCCUACUUCGACCCUUCCGCCCCCAACAACAUCACCACGCAGCUCGGCACGCAUGCCUACCUCCCCUGCAAGGUCCGGCAGCUCAGCAACAAGUCUGUGUCCUGGAUCCGGCGGCGCGACGCGCACAUCCUCACGGUGGACCGGUUCACCUUCAUCGCGGACGAGCGCUUCCAGGCCUUCCUCGUCGAGGCCACCGACACCUGGACGCUGCAGGUGAAGUACGUGCAAGCGCGCGACGCCGGCGUGUACGAGUGCCAGGUGGGCACCGAGCCCAAGAUGAGCCACUUCGUGCAGCUCAACGUUGUAGUGCCAAAAAUCGAGAUCGUGGGCGAGUCGGACCUGUACGUGAAGGCGGGCAGCACCGUGAGCCUGAAGUGCGUCAUCACGCAGGCGCUGGAGGAGCCCGCGUACAUCUUCUGGUACCACAACGACGAGCGCGUGCUCAACUACGACAAGAGCCUGGUCGAGAUCCGCAUGGAGCGCGUCGCGCCGGACACCACGGUGGGGAACCUGAUAAUCUACUCGCCGCGGCGCGAGGACUCCGGCAACUACUCGUGCUCGCCCUCCAACCUCGACUCCGCCUCCGUCGUGCUGCACGUGCUUAGUGGAGAGCAGCCAGCGGCGAUGCAGCACGGCAACGCGGCGUCGGGUGCGCGCGCGCCGGCCGCGCUCGCGCUGCUCCUGGCGGCGCUCGCUCCGCGGCUCGCUGCGCCCGCGCCGCACACGCUGCGGCUGCUUGCGCUUGUUGCGCUCGCUCUUCUCUUUCCUGUCCUAUGCCACGACGAAGACGAGUACCUGCAGCGCAAAUAGCGGCAGCAGCACAGAGCGGCGCAGCGCCAGUGACAGUGCAGUGACUCAGUGACGCUAAACCAAACGUCCAGCACGAUCGCAUGCGAUGCGAGUGCUACCUUUAUAUUGUAAAUUUUCAAAUACCUAUAUCGAUUAGUCGGGUGGUCGGUCGGGAGCGAUGUGAUAUGAACGAUUAGUGACGAUCGAGAAGGAAUUAAAUUAUUUAUAUCGGUACUAAAGUUUAUAUUAUUAUGGGAAACAAACUAUGUAAAUAGUCGAGAGUUUGUAAAGUUGUACAUAUAAUCGAGCGACGCUCGUCCUAGUUACAUCGAAAUACUCGUCGCCAGACGACUCUCAGGAUUUGUUGAUCAGUACAAAUGUCGAUCGGAAUUGUGACGCCACAGUACUAGCGCCGCGGACUCCACAAGUUUCUAUUGUUACUGUACACUUUGUUACGUACGACUGUAAAUACUUGUUUUGUAUCCGUUCUCGAGGAGACCCGCGCCGGCGCCUCCGUCACACUGCGCAUGUGUGUGUGUUGUUUUAGUUGUCGGCCCAGCCGCCUGUAUAUACUGUUUUGCACACAUUGUGUUUGUACAUAAUGAGAAAAUAUUGUUGACGACGAGCACACAUACCUGCAUCUGGAGCUUAGAUACGAUUGUUGCUGAUAUUUUGAAAAUUAAAUUAUUUGGGUAAAACUUGAUUUUUUAAAUAUGCUAGAAUUUUUACGAAGGGUUUCGAAGUAUAUUGCGCAAUCUUUAAAUGGUUAUAGUCUCAUUUCUUGAGCAAGUUACGUGUGUUGUCGUCUCGCCGGCGCGGGCGCUUUAGUUGCGCACGCGGCUGCCCGCGGCGCCCAGUUGUUGUCGUGACAGUGUGGCGUUGGUGACCUUGCUGGAUUGACACUGUUACUGCCUCACUUGUAAAUAAUAAAUGUAAGUCAUACAAAUAAA